AUGCAAUCUGCGGACAAGCCGACUCGAUCAGAAAUUGACUUGGCCUUGCCUGGAGAGAAAACUCAAGAUGAAAUCAAGAUCGAAAAGAGUGGAGAUAUUAAUGCUCUUCAACGGUAUCGGUGGAACAUGGUUAGAAAAGCGCCAUCCUAUGUUGGUAGAGCGAUUGAGCUUCUCCGGAUAGAACAAGACCUCCGAAAUACUGUCCAGGAAGAGCAAUGCCUCGCUAAGAAGCCUGAGGCCACAGGCAGCUGGCUACUCUAUAGGAAUGAUGUACAGGCCGUGCUUCAGGCUUUGAAGAAGAGAUAUUGGUUGCUGGAACUCCAGUGGUGGAAAGUCCGAAACUCAUUCGUGGAGGGGCCACUGAUAAGAGCAUUUGAUCUAUGGCGAUCACAUCCUCUCUGGUAUAUGCACCGAGUUUUGUUCGAGGAUUGCGUGAGGAAGGGGGAUGCUGUAGCCGUGACUGUGGAUGUUGCGCUGAUCGCAAGAUUGAUAAAACACGACAGCUUGGAGCUGGACAUUGUAUGGUGGAAUGUGGAUGUUGUCACCAGGCUCGGGGGAUACGAGAGCGAUGUUUCAAAAGAGCAGACGAGAAGAGGCAAGGCGGACCAAUUCGAUGAGCCAUUCAUGCUUAUUGACGAAGAGGACGAGGAAGAAGUUGUGGUACCUUAA
Messenger RNA from Penicillium paradoxum, 669 nucleotides. RefSeq lists its product as uncharacterized. The coding region runs from base 1 to 669 and encodes 222 amino acids. Lineage: Eukaryota; Fungi; Ascomycota; Eurotiomycetes; Eurotiales; Aspergillaceae. The transcript is spliced from 2 exons. The record is from RefSeq and is a predicted model, not a curated record.